Molecule: messenger RNA, 2694 nt
Organism: Dicrocoelium dendriticum
Lineage: Eukaryota; Metazoa; Platyhelminthes; Trematoda; Plagiorchiida; Dicrocoeliidae
Source: the annotation of a GenBank genome assembly
AUGGUAUUGUUAACCAUUUUGGCCAACUGCAUUGUUCUGGCCAUGGAAGAACAUCUGCCUUCGCAUGACAAAACAACUUUAUCAGAAGCAUUGGAAAAGACAGAAACCUACUUCUUGAUUAUCUUCUGCGUAGAGGCACUUUUGAAAAUCGUCGCGCUGGGCUUUUUGUUCCACAAAGGAGCGUAUCUGCGAAAUAUUUGGAACAUAAUCGAUUUUAUUGUGGUUGUCACCGGUCUGCUGGCGUACAUACUGCCGAAUCUUAACCAACCUGCAGUUCGGGCCUUACGUGUCCUCAGACCACUGAAGCUGGUGACGGGAUUUGAAAGUCUACAGAUUGUGCUCAAAUCUAUAUUGCGUGCAAUGGCUCCACUGCUGCAAAUCAGCCUGCUUGUCUUGUUCGCCAUCACUAUAUUCGCCAUCAUCGGUCUCGAAUUCUACUCUGGUGCUUUCCACAUGACUUGUUUCGAUUCCAGAAACCCUAAUCAGCUGCCUUCCACCCUGCCCAAUCGACCCAACCUCGCCCCGUGUAGUCCGCAAAACACGUCUUCCGUCGCGCCAAGAGGACAACCUGGGGCGUUUAUCUGUCCGGAGAAUUACACAUGCAAAGGAUACUGGGAAGGUCCGAAUUACGGAAUCACCAGUUUUGAUAAUAUUGGCCUGGCAAUGCUUACGGUCUUUCAAUGCAUCACGAUGGAAGGAUGGACAGAAGUGAUGUAUGCGACAGAUGAUGUUAUCGGUGAUCGAUUCAAUUACUUAUAUUUCAUUCCUUUGAUCAUACUGGGAUCAUUUUUCAUGCUCAAUCUUGUACUGGGAGUGCUUAGCGGAGAAUUCGCCAAAGAAAGAGAACGUGUGGAGAAGAGGCGCGCGUUUCUCAAACUCCGUAGGCAACAACAAACUGAGAAAGAGUUCAAUGGUUACAUGGAUUGGAUUCAACGUGCAGAGGAAGUCAUUCUUGCCGAGGCUACCACCACAGCUGAAGAAAGAUUGCGGAUAAUUUCAGCUCGGCAGCGGGCGGAGAAACAACGCGGAAAGAAUCUGAGCAAACAACUCAGCCAGUCGGAAAGCAACUUCGAGGAUGACAUGUUGUAUGUGGAAUCUAAAGAUUACGCAGAAUUCGUCUUCCUCGGUCUCUUCAUCACGGAAAUGGUUUUGAAAAUGUAUGGGUUGAAAAUCCGGAUUUACUUUGAAUCGACUUUCAACAUCUUCGAUUGUGUUGUUAUCAUCGGCAGCCUAUUUGAAAUCCUGUGGGGAAUAUUUCACCCUGAUUCCUCCUUUGGUCUCAGUGUUUUGCGGGCUGUUCGACUGUUACGAAUUUUCAAAGUCACAAGAUACUGGGCCUCGCUACGCAAUCUGGUGCUUUCUUUGCUAAAUUCAAUGCGCAGCAUCCUCUCUCUGCUGUUCCUGCUCUUCCUGUUUAUCCUCAUAUUUGCUUUACUCGGAAUGCAACUAUUCGGCGGAGACUUCAAUUUUGACGAAGGACGGCCAACUCAAAAUUUUGACACUUUUGCCAAGGCCUUGAUGACCGUAUUUCAGAUUUUGACUGGUGAGGACUGGAACACGGUAAUGUACAAUGGGAUUCGCGCUCAAGGUGGCGUUUCUGGUGGCGGUGGAAUCUACGCGAUCUACUUUAUUCUUGUAAUGCUGGUCGGAAACUAUACACUACUGAACGUGUUCUUGGCUAUUGCUGUGGACAAUCUUGCAAAUGCACAAGAACUCACCGAAGCAGAGGAGGAGCAAGCCAAAAUGCAGCAGGAAAUGGAGGAGGCUGAAGCUGGGUCUAUGACCGAGCAGGAGUUGACAAAGCAGCAAGGAAAUUCGGGCUCAUUCAUGGGACCAACUACUGUGGAUACUGUGCACAAAGUCGGGAACGGUUCGCGUGUUGACAAAUGGCUUGACGUGGAGAAGGAUCCCGAUAUGGAAAGACGCACAGACCAAAUGCAGCGUAACAAAGUUGCGAAUCCCAAACUGUCUCAGUACGGUAAUAUGAAUUUCGUUUCGCUUGAGAGUGACGAUAGCGCACGUUUGCGAUUAUCAACGGAACAACAGCAACAGGGGAAACCUGUUCUACCUUACAGCUCAAUGUUCAUUUUUGCUCCCAACAACGCUAUCAGACGCUUUUGUCAUUUCGUGGUCAACCUGCGAUACUUCGACUUAUUCAUCAUGAUUGUCAUCUGUGCUAGUUCUAUUGCGUUGGCAGCAGAAGACCCGGUGUCAGAGCAUUCGCGACGGAACACAAUCUUGGAGCAUUUUGACUACGCAUUCACUGGCGUUUUCACCAUCGAACUGAUACUCAAGGUUAUCGAUCUGGGAGUUGUUCUUCAUCCUGGUUCCUACUUUCGGGAUGCGUGGAAUAUUUUGGAUGCGAUCGUUGUAUUAUUCGCUCUGGUUGCGUUCGUUGUAAGGUCAACGACGACGCUCUGGCACACGGGAGGUAGCGCAUCAGCAAAAAAUCUGAACACCAUAAAGUCUCUUCGUGUGCUCAGAGUCCUCCGGCCUUUGAAAACAAUCAACCGAGUACCAAAGCUGAAGGCUGUCUUCGAUUGUGUGGUCAGUUCGCUGAAGAAUGUGUUCAACAUUCUCAUCGUCUACUGGUUGUUCCAAUUCAUAUUCGCAGUGAUAGCUGUUCAACUCUUUCAGGGCAAAUUCUUCUAUUGCAAUGAUGUCUCAAAGAUGACUCGUGAGCAGUGUCAGUGA